Messenger RNA from Aspergillus japonicus CBS 114.51, 1070 nucleotides. RefSeq names its product PEX11 domain protein. Gene Ontology annotation, cellular component: peroxisomal membrane. The transcript is spliced from 4 exons. The record is from RefSeq and is a predicted model, not a curated record. Bases 462 to 1070 code for a protein of 202 amino acids. Lineage: Eukaryota; Fungi; Ascomycota; Eurotiomycetes; Eurotiales; Aspergillaceae. Gene Ontology annotation, biological process: regulation of peroxisome size; peroxisome fission.
ACAGUUGCCCAUUACACGGCAGAAGGUCGAGUGGGAGAAGGUUGGGGGAUACCGCCUGGGACAGGACAUCUCUGGCGGAAAGGGACGGUAGACGGUAGGUUCAGCGUGACCUUUUUAAACCAGCGUUCUUGUGUGUAGCGGGUAACUAGUGUUGUUAGUUCUUCACCAACUAGGCCAGUAGAUAUGCAGAGGGAAUGUAGAUAAGCGGGAUGCGCGAUCCCGAUAUCGCCAGUAAUUAAUUAGCCUUGCAGACGCCGUAUCAGGUAGCUUGAUCCGCUAACGCGUAUCUGAUCUGGGUGGGUGAACAGUGCCGAUUGCCCAUUUUCUUUCAUCACUUCUCCAAUGAAUCUCUGUACAUAAGUUUGCCACCCACUCACUCCCUUUCGUCCAUCCCUCCCAUUAUCUAUUAGGAUAAUCAUCUUGAUCUUAAUUCCACCCCUGCACCACCAACACUCACCCCAAUGCUCGACCGCCUCUCGCGCUUCUAUCGCCUCAACACAGGCUACGAAAAGACCCUCCGCCUAAUCCAAGCAAUAUGCCUCGUGGCACUGGAAAUCGGCUCUCUGGACAGCAUCACGACCAAACGAGUAUCAGCCGCUAAAUCCCAAUUAGCAUUGAUCCGCCGCUGUAUCCGCUUCUGGAAUUUCCUGGACUGCUUCAACCGCGUUUCCGCGCUCCUCGGACAAGACGCCCCUAAUCCCCGCAAGAAGAACCACCCUACUACUACUACUACUACUGCCACUACCUCGCCCACGGGGUUCCUGUGGUUGCUCGAGGUCGCGAAGUGGAGUUGCUUCGGGGUGUAUUUCCUCCUCGAGGAUUUGACGUUGCUCCACGUCGCGGAAAUCUACCCCGUCCCGUGGGCGAAGACGGUGACUGUCGAGGCUUUCAAGUUCUGGUACUAUGCGCUGGCGCUGUCGCUGUUUGGGGCGGUUUGGGAGUGGUGCGUUGGGGGUGCUGGGUCUGGGGUGAAGGGGGUGAGGAAGGGGAGGCGGGGUGCUGCUGGUGCUGGGGCUGGGAAGGAGAAGGGGAGGGCGGGCGCUGCUGCAAGCUGGAGUGGUGGAGGGUGA